Molecule: messenger RNA, 1530 nt
Organism: Closterium sp. Naga37s-1
Lineage: Eukaryota; Viridiplantae; Streptophyta; Zygnematophyceae; Desmidiales; Closteriaceae
Source: the annotation of a GenBank genome assembly
AUGCAUGCUCUUGACUUGUCGUUUUUGGCCAGCUCGGACGAGUUUGUGGCGAAACUCGUCACCUGUGACGGCGAAACCAAGCUGUCUACGGAGGAGCUACGGCAGGCGAUCGCCAAGCUGGUGGUCACCUGCGACCUCCCCUUCCGCAUCGUCGAGUCCGAGGCCUUUCGGGAGCUAUUGAUCCUGCUAAACCGCAACUGCGCGCAGAAGAACUUCAUCCCCUCGCGCUGGACGGUAUCCCGCGACACCGUGGUCUAUGCAACAGUAGCUCUCCAGUCCGCCAUUGCGGAGAUGCUGGCGAAGGAGGGGGAGUUGGGGUGCAAGGUGUCGAUCACCAUCGACAUGUGGACGGCACCCAACAACAAGGCAUGGCUAGUGGUGACAGGUCACUGGAUAGACGAGAACUUCCAGCUGCGCACAUUGGUGCUUGAGUUCCGUGAGAUGCUCGGGCGGCAUGGGGGCAGGGAGAUGGCGCAGGUGGUUGAGGAGACGAUUGUGCAGUGGGGGUUGGAGGGGCGUUGUCUUGGUUUCACGAUAGACAACGCCUCUAGCAACAUUGCCGCCUUCAGGCGGAUGUCGGAGGAGGGUGGUGGUCAGUGCUUCUUCAACUCGCGCAUGCACUUCCGUUGUAUGGAGGGGUGGGCCGGUGCGGCCAACCCCGCCACGCCGAAGCCGGCGUUGAAGCUGGUGCAGGACAGUCCUACGCGCUGGGGGUCGACCCACGACAUGGUCGAGCGUGCGGCUGUUCUGCAGAACCCCAUCACUGUCUUCUUCGCCCAGACACAGGGCUUGUCGAAGACCGACAAGAAGAAGGUGGAAAGUUUGCGCCUGACAGACGCAGACUGGGAGACCCUGCAGGCGGUGAAGACAUUCCUAAGCCCCUUCGCCAAGGUCUCCAAGGCAGCAGAGGGGGCGGCGUACCCGACUGUGUCGAUGGUGCUGCCGUACAACAACGGCCUGAUCGACGCCAUGGAGUCGCGCCUUGCCAAGGGGCCAUCUCCGACGCUGCAGCCGAUGAUCGUGGCGGCGCUGAGCCACUUGAAGAAGUACGCCUACAUCACCAGCAACGAGUACUGGAUCGCCACCUUCUUGGACCCUUCCAUGAAGGCGGCGUGGUUCGACGACGCGCACUGGGAGAAGCUGCAUCCCGAGACCGACAGGAGGGUGAGGCCGCAUCCGGCGUCUGGCGAGGUGAUCAAACUGGUGCGCGACCGCGUGGCCGAGUACCAGGCCCGGGCUACAGAGCUUGCUCCACGGCCGACCCCACUUGCCCCCGUUGCGGAGGAGGAGGAGGGAGACGAGGCGGAGGACGACGAUGACGCGCAGUUUCUCCCUAGUCGCCGACGACUUGCGGCGCGUCUAUUGCUGGACGCUAUUAUAUGGAGUACCAUUGGACACUCGCUACCUUCUCACCUUCAUCGACGACCACUCCCGCCACACUACAAUAAUUUCACCUUCCGUCUCUCUCCCCUCCAUCUUCAUCUCGUCCUCACUUUUGCACCACUCGGUCCUCACCACCAUCCCCUUUAG